Molecule: messenger RNA, 528 nt
Organism: Tilletiopsis washingtonensis
Lineage: Eukaryota; Fungi; Basidiomycota; Exobasidiomycetes; Entylomatales
Exons: 1
Source: RefSeq, a predicted model, not a curated record
CACCGCUCGCACCCGCCGCACCGCUGCAGCGCCGCUCCCCCUCGCGCGCUCUCUCACCCUCUCUCUCGCGCACCGCAGCGCCCGCCGCACCGAGCUCGCCGCUGUGCUCGCCGCUGGCCUCUCUGGACGCGCGCCUCCACGCCUGCGCUGCGCCUCCUGCGCUGCUGCGCCGCUCUGCCAGUGCGACCGUGUUCGCAGCCAGACGGCCCUGCCCGCCUUCUCUGCUCGGUGCCGCGCUCGCACCGCUGCUCGACGCCUGCAGCCGCACUCUGUGCCGAGCUCGUCUGCGUCUCUUGCGUGUGCGCCGGCCUGACGUGGUGAGUUGCCUUUGCCUGGCUGCUCGGCCAUUCGCCGUGCUUCGAGCUGUACGGCACGCACGCCUGCGCCCAGAGACGUCAGCGCACCCUCUCUGCUUCGCUGAGCCUGCCGCUGACGCCCAGCGCAGAGCGCCUGACCUGCAGCAGGCCUCGUCCUCGCACGCGUGGCGCAGCGGACCAUGCCGGCGUCGCAGCACGCCGUCGCCGCCGC